AUGUCUGCUUCUACCGGAAAAACAAUUUCACCUCCUACAAUCAAUGAAGUUGAAGGAUAUAAGGCAACGGAGGAUCUGAUAAAUUUUUUACGCGAGCAAGAUAUAGGACUGGAGGAUAAGCAUUUCAAUAUUCUUCGUGAACAAGAAGUUGAUGGCGAAACUUUCCUCAGACUGAACGUGGAUAAACUAAUGCAAGUUGGUUUGAAACUUGGACCGGCUGAAAAAAUCUCGAAAUUGAUUGAAAAAAUUAAGGGCGAAGGACAGGAUUCUGCUUUCAUUCCGUACACAUACCAGAAAUUAAAAAUCUCAAAUGCUUUUCCAAAUGGCUUGCCAUAUAAAAAACCAACGCCCUUGCUUUACAGUAGUGGUUUGCGAUGGAAUUAUCAACUAGACCGGUCAUUGCGUGAAACAUUGCAAACCGAACUCCUAAGGCAUUACCAACAUCAUAAGAACGGGGAACGAGACAAAAACUAUAUUCCGAUUUACUUGUUCAUUUCUGGGCCUGGUAUUGGAAAGUCCCGAAAUGCUACUGAAUUCCAUCAUACGGCGGUUGAAUGUGCACCUAAAGACUCAGAACUAAGAAGUCGUCUUGAAAAUGCUUGGGUCUUCAAUAUUAGCUAUGAAAACGGUAAUAGUUUAAGAAUAUCCGAACAAGACGCAUAUCUGGCUGUUGGUACCAGAAUGCUUUUGCAACUUUUUUCCGGUGAAAGAACAUUGGACAAUAUCAUUGGGAAUUAUGAGCCACCAUCUCCAUGGGAUGUCUUAGCUUUAAUUGCCAAAUAUGAAGAUAAGAAAUUGGAGGAUGCUACAGUUAUCUUAGUCGUUGAUGGCCUGCAUAAUACUAUGAGCGAUAGAAACGAUGGACUCAAUAAAAACUCUUCGUUUUACAAAACAUUAACCAAUAUUGGAGAUCUUUCGUUAUGGAAAACUUUUGUGAUUUUCUGCUGUACAGCAACAACUGCUGAACCCAUCGAAAAUUUUAUUGCAGAAUCAUCAAGAAAACGUGUAUUUCUACCAGUACCUUCACUAAAACCUCCAACUGUUACUCAUGAUGGUAUUAUAAAAGAUGUUUUUGAUAUAAGUGACCCUAUCAUAAGGCUUCUUGUUAGCGACUGUGGUGGACAUGGACGGGCUCUUGAAGUUCUGCAAGAUUCUUUGUCACAGGAUAACAUUAAUAAUUUCAAUAUCAGCGAUCUUAUGGGAUCUCUUCGUAAUACUCUCGAAAAUCUAUAUAAAAAAGCUUUUUCAUAUACUUCUGAUGAAGCCAAGCAAAUAGUACGGGCAGUGUUAACUCACAAGCUCUUGGAUCUAUAUAAACCUAUAAUCAAAUCAACUCUGACGCCUGAUAAAGUCACUCGCAUUGGAAUGUUUCGUUUUGAAAAAGUUGGCAAUUCCAAUUAUGGAUUUCUCACCAUGCCAUACAUAUGGCUUUGGAUAAUGGUAGGGCAGUUUGCUGACAGAGAUGACCCUCAGCUUCAACACUGGCGGUUUGAUGACUAUGAAGAGCACUUAUCAAAGAAUGAUAAAUCUCUAGCAACAGAGUAUUGUUCUUGGCAAAACUUUGAAUAUUUCAAUGCUUCUUUCCGUUGCUUAAAGUCUAAGAUGUUGAACGAAGGGGAAAUAACAUCCAUCUUAGAAAUUUAUUAUGGAGCAAAAUUGAAUGGUGACAUCUGUUUCAAAAACCAUCAUCUACAAUUGGAUACUGCCAGCCAGCAGGUAGAUACACGUUCAACCAGAAGCAACUCUGAGCAUUGGUAUAUUAAGUGUGAACACGAUACAAUUGACGUCCGGAAAUGUACACAUUGCAUCAUCAAUGGAGUAUCUGCACCACAUGGCGAUGUCUUUCUUGGGUUGGAUACGCCUGGAGACGUAAAUGAAGUUCAUCAAUACAAAUUACUGAAUAUCAAUUCAACUUUCACCCAAAAGAACUAUAAUGAUGAACGAAAAAAAUCAGCAUCUGAAGAUGAUUAUUUUAUAUUUAUUACGACCAAAGACAAUCUCAACAUCGAGCUUCCACGAAACUCUGGAAUUGUAUAUAAACAGAACUGGGAUGCUUAUUUUGGUCCGUUUGCCGGUCGGGCUUUCAUAUUUGCAGCUGAAGGUCCUCCAAAUAUCAAUACAGCAGGUCGUGCACAACUAGAGUUAGUGAGCCAAGUUGGUAAGAUUCGAGCAGAACAAAUAAUUACAAAAAGACCAUUUCACGACAUUCAAGAUGCGGUGAAUAAAACGGGUAUACCAGAAAAGAUUUUAAAACGGUUCAAAUACGAGUAA
Ambispora gerdemannii is the source of this 2271-nucleotide messenger RNA. NCBI's taxonomy places the organism in Eukaryota, Fungi, Glomeromycota, Glomeromycetes, Archaeosporales, Ambisporaceae. The record is from the annotation of a GenBank genome assembly.